Andrographis paniculata is the source of this 2257-nucleotide messenger RNA. Its product is annotated as probable receptor-like protein kinase At1g80640. Gene Ontology annotation, biological process: protein phosphorylation. Bases 335 to 1678 code for a protein of 447 amino acids. Lineage: Eukaryota; Viridiplantae; Streptophyta; Magnoliopsida; Lamiales; Acanthaceae. The record is from RefSeq and is a predicted model, not a curated record. The transcript has 10 exons. Gene Ontology annotation, molecular function: protein kinase activity; ATP binding.
ACGUGAGCUUCUUCAUCUGAAAAAAGGCUUCUUACUCUUACUGCUCUCUCUCUCUCUCUAUCUAUCUCUUUCUCUCUCUCACAGAGACACCAUUAAUGAGUGCCACAUGAUUGUUGUGCCUGUGCAGUGCACUCCUCCGUUCCUUUUUCUGCUUUCCUUCCCAUAAUAAAAAGGAUCCCCCCAACAGUCUUUUCAGUUUUGUAUUUACCAAAAAAGCAUUUCAAAUUUGAAUUCAACUGCAACAUUGGGAUUUGAGGGAGGUGAGAGAGAGAGAAAACAAACAGAACAAGAAACAAAAACAACCCACCCAUUAAUUUUAUUUUGAAUUGCUUUGAUGGAGCUUCUUCUUCUUCUACUUCUGUUCCUGCUGGUGAUUUGGAGCUUCAGUAUUCCUUCGUCCUGUUUCCCUGUCGAUGUGAGGCCCGACCCCCCUGUGGCCGACCCUGUUCUUCCCAUUCAAACAGAUCCAUUCUUCAAAAACUCCUCUGAUCUCACUCCCCAUUCAUCUCCAGAAGGUGCAGCAGAGGUCGAAGUAGUGCAGCACAAGGAUUUGAACAAGAAAAUCCUCGUAGCUCUUGUGGUGUCUUCGUCUCUUUUGGGGACAAUCUUAUUGGCACUGUCUUGUUUCUCCAUUUACAGACUCAAAAAGCUUAAGAAGAAUCCCAAUUCGAAAAACGAUCCUGCAAAUGGGAUUUCAUUAGGCCCCAUUUUGGAUAAGUUCUCUUUGCUAAAAAUCGGGGCCAAAAAGGGCCCGAUCGCCGCCUUCGAGUACCCGUCGUUGGUAGCUGCGACGAACAAUUUCGACGAAGGCAAUGUGAUCGGAGAAGGUGGAAACGGGCGUGUGUACAAAGCUUGCUUCGAUGAUCGUUUACGCGCCGCCGUUAAGAAAAUAGUCGCCGGCGAUCAAGAAGCCGAGAGAGAAUUCGAGAACGAGGUCGAAUUGUUGAGCAAGAUUCGCCAUCAAAAUGUGGUUUCUCUUUUGGGAUAUUGCAUACGCGACGACGCCCGGUUCUUGGUUUAUGAAAUGAUGGAUAAUCGCUCGCUCGAUUUCCACUUGCACCGAUCUUCUUACAAGUCGAAGCUGACUUGGCAUAUGCGGAUGAAGAUCGCGCUGGAUGUCGCAAGAGGAUUAGAGUACCUUCACGAGCGAUGCAACCCUACCGUAAUCCACAGAGACCUCAAAUCCUCGAACAUUCUCCUCGACGCCAAUUUCAACGCCAAGCUUUCGGAUUUUGGCCUCGCUAUUUCCGGAGGGAAUUCAAAUAGGGCCAACGUUAAGCUAUCCGGGACCGUGGGAUAUGUAGCUCCGGAGUAUCUAUUAGACGGCAAACUUACGGACAAGAGCGACGUCUACGCAUUCGGGGUUGUCCUUUUAGAGCUUCUCACGGGAAGAAGGCCCGUGGAGCGAGUAGCCGAAGGACAGUGCCAAUCGAUAGUUACUUGGGCUAUGCCUAAGCUAACCGACAGAUCGAAACUUCCGAGCAUCGUCGACGCUGCAAUCAGAAACACUAUGGAUUUGAAGCAUUUGUAUCAAGUCGCGGCGAUAGGUAUCCUGUGCGUGCAACCUGAGCCGAGCUACCGACCGCUGAUAACCGAUGUCUUGCACUCGUUCAUACCCCUCGUCCCUGUUGAUCUCGGUGGAUCGUUACGAGCAAUCGAUUCUUCUUCCCUGGCUUGAAAUAUUCGUUUCGAUUUGAACCCAAAAGAACCUUUUGGUAUAUGAUUACGGAUCGAUCGCCGUCUCCCGGAAACUGGUAUUUAUACCGUAUGUAUAUAUAUAUGUAUGUACGUACGUAUGAAUGUAUCUAUUUGUAUGGAACCAUCGCACGAUUCAUAUUUUAGAUACUCCCUCCGUCCCAUAAUAAACUAUCUAUUUUUUCAUUUUAGUCCGUCUCAUAACAAAGUAUCAAUCUUUUUUAGUAAUUGUACUAUUUAUCUAACAUUACAAAUACUCUUACAACUUACAAUAUAGUGCACAAAUGUCAUUACCUUUGUAUCACACAAUACUAAUAAGAUUAUUUUAGUCAUUUCUACUUUAUUUCUACUGCAUCCUAAUAUUAAUAUUUCUAAAACUCAGUGCAAAACAAAUAGAUAUAUAGUUAUGAGACGGAGGGAGCAUUUAGUUUUAGAUUUAGUUGAUUUAUGUUUAAAUUUGAUCUUAUUAGAUUACUCCUCUGGACUAUUUUGUAUUGUCUAUAUAUAAGUUCUUUAUUUUGACGAUGAAUAACACAAUUUUAUUAUUUUUUCCCAAAAUUUC